AUGCGUCCCAGCACUGCGCUUCUCAUUGCCGUCUUCUCCUGCAUCCAAUUGGCAGUAUGGGCCUGUGAUGCAGACCAAGCUCACAACGGAUGCAAGAUCUACGGAGCAUCGUGCACAUGUGGGUACGGAUGCAGGACGGAGUUCAUCUACAGGACACGAAGGGCGUGCCUCAAUGCCUUGAGAGAAAGGAGUUCAAAUAUUUGUAGCCGCCUACCAUGCUUGAGGGGAAAUUGUAUACAAACUGUUCAAGAUCCAGGCUUCACUUGUAAAUGUGAAGGUACCGGUUUCUACGGGCAACGCUGCGAGAAGGCCUGCCCAACUGUACCAGUGCGCGGCAUGAUCUUCCCCCACGAGUGCAUCGUCAUCUGA
Messenger RNA from Spodoptera littoralis (African cotton leafworm), 369 nucleotides. Lineage: Eukaryota; Metazoa; Arthropoda; Insecta; Lepidoptera; Noctuidae. The record is from the annotation of a GenBank genome assembly.